Messenger RNA from Trichomonas vaginalis G3, 552 nucleotides. Its product is annotated as integrase core domain containing protein family. Bases 1 to 552 code for a protein of 183 amino acids. The record is from RefSeq and is a predicted model, not a curated record. The transcript has a single exon. NCBI's taxonomy places the organism in Eukaryota, Parabasalia, Trichomonadida, Trichomonadidae.
AUGAAACAUUUUCUCGAAGUAUAUAAUUCAUCAACACAUUCUACAACAGGACAUACACCAAAUUCAAUGACACAACAACAAGAAGAAAAGUAUAUACAAAAGAAACGAAGCCAAACACAAAAUAUCAGAAAUUCAACACAAUUUACCCUCAUUCCUGGUACAAAAGUUCGUGUAGUUCUUGACGACAAACCGUUGACAAAAAAACGUUUAAGGUUAAGUAGAAACUAUUAUAUAGUAGAUUCAACGCAAGGUAAUGGAUAUCUUAUAAAAGCUGCCGACGAUUCGAUUGCGUUUUACCCUCGUCAUAAGUUAGUCGAAAGUAGUAAUGGCAAACUUGCUGAAACCAUUGACGAAGCAAAGCGAGGAGUGGUUAUUGAAAUACUUGGAUAUAACACAAACGAUGACACUUAUAAAGUAAGAUAUGAAGGAGGCGUUGAAGAUGUUAUACCAUCUAAGAACUUGAGAGAGUCAAAGCCAACUCAUCUGGGACCAUUAGAGCGGGAGUACUGGAAAGAUAAAAACAUACCAGAAAGAAUAAGAAAAUUCUUCUAA